AGGAUGACAGCUGAGCGGGUCCUGAAGGUGGAGCAGCGCAACCUCUUGCUUUAACCACAUUUCUCCCAAAGUGCUGCCUUCCUCCGGAGCUGCGGGACGUCUCACCGCGGGUCGCUGUCAGUCUCACCCCGCUGGAGCUGCUGUCUGUCCUGAGACACAGCACUAAACAGUUGGUAACGACUGCGGAUAUUUUUCGUGGCUCUUUUACGUGGAGAGAGCGGACCUUGCCUGGAUGUGUUAGCAGCAGCAGAGGCAGUAGUCUUGUCUUUUUCGCAUGGCGUAGGCACCUUUUCUCGGAGCAGGGUACUCUUGUCGUUGGGAGGGACGGAGAGCGCCCUAAACAUUAACUUGCAAACUUCAAACCCAAUGUUACGCGCAAGAACGACAUGAUUGUGCAAUAACAAGGAAGUGUGCUGGUGUGCUGGGAUACCACAGCUUAGACAGAUUCAUCGGGACAAACAUCCUCUGCGUUUGCCUGCUUCAAAGUCGACGAAAGACCAGAAAAAGAGGGAAUAUAUUUGUGUCCUUGUGUAGAGUGAGUGACUGGACAUAGAAACACCUUCAAAAUGACGGGCAGUACUCCAGCGGACAUGAUCAACCUGAGGCUUAUUCUUGUCAGUGGUAAAACAAAUGAAUUUCUCUUCUCCCCGAACCACUCGGCAGCAGACAUCGCAAAGCACGUGUAUGACCACUGGCCCAUGGACUGGGAGGAGGAGCAGGUGAGCAGUCCCAACAUCCUGCGGCUCAUCUUCCAGGGGCGCUUUCUCCACGGCAACGUCACACUAGGAGCUCUCAAACUGCCCUUGGGGAAGACCACAGUGAUGCAUUUAGUUGCCAGAGAGACUUUGCCCGAGCCAAAUUCCCAAGGUCAAAGAAAUCGUGAGAAAACUGGAGAGAGCAACUGCUGUGUCAUCCUGUAGAUUCACACCUCUUUGUCCUCCUCGUCCUGGGAUAGUUGCAAGCACGUCCCCCCGUCCCACCGCCUGUCCAUUACAACAAGAAGGAUACACAUUUGGACUUUCUUCUCUGUCUGCUCUGACAAGGAAACAUUGAGGUAGCAGGCAACAACCAGGACUUAUAAAGCUGAUUUAAACAAUAACAUUGAUUCCUUUUGUUGUACUUGAUGAUUAUUUGUCAGAAAGGAACUGGAUUUGCAUGUUAUGUUUUUGUUAUUUUGAAAUUUCUUAAUGUACACCUUGUUAAGCCUUCUGCUGCCAUACUGUUACAUACCAUUGAUUCAUUGACUCAUGUUGCUAUUCGUGGCCAGUCUUCUAGCAGUCAGUUUUUAGCUGGUUGUCAAAGUAAUGCAGUGCCGAAGUUUUGCGUGUGGCCUUGUCUUUUUUUAUGGCAAAGGAUUUUAACCACUAACACACACCAAUUCAUAUAAACAGACUCAAUUUUAUGGUCUGCACAUUUUGUGCUCCUUGGAGCAGACAAAACUGUGCCUGAUCCAGCUGACCAGGACACUUACAUUCAUAUACUAGUCUAAACUGUGUCCUGUCUGUUGCCCUCCUCUGCAUGUGCAAGUGAAGCGCACACUAUAGAUAAAUAAUUCUCCUUUUUUAUUUUUUGAGGGAAAGUUUUUUUUGUUUUGUUUUUUGUUUCUCAAUAUUUGAUCUAAACAAAGCCUAACAAAUAAACAAAUAGUGAUGUAUUUGUUUGUUCAAGACAUAUGUGACUGUGUUUUGACAGUCCAUGCAUAUAUUGCAUAUACUGUAUAUACAGUUAUAUAU
Molecule: messenger RNA, 1733 nt
Organism: Periophthalmus magnuspinnatus
Lineage: Eukaryota; Metazoa; Chordata; Actinopteri; Gobiiformes; Gobiidae
Gene: ubl3a
Product: ubiquitin-like 3a
Exons: 5
Coding region: 567-920 (117 amino acids)
Molecular function (GO): protein binding
Source: RefSeq, a predicted model, not a curated record